CACCUAGAUUCCGCAGCGAACUCAGUGCCGACGACUGCCCGACGAGGUUUUCCUUUUUCCUCAUCUCCGUCGCAGAUCUGGAAAGCUCUGAAGUGACACUCGGGGCUACAUUUAAGCAGACGUAACUUCGUUUGCCAGCAGGCGAUGGGCAACAGGAAAUCAGUUUUUCUUCCGGAGCAGCUCGAGGAGUACCAAGAUGCUACGUUUUUUACUCGGAAGGACAUUCUUCGGGCGCACAGACGCUAUCAGCAACUCUCUCCAGGCAUCGUUCCAGAUGUCAUGACCGGCCAAGAAGCGCAAACUGUCACCGUUUCUUUCUCUCUGCUGGAAAAUCUACCCGAAUUGAAGGAAAACCCGUUCCGAAAAAGGCUUUGUCAAGUUUUCUCGCGAGAAAGAACAGGAGACCUUACUUUCGACGAAUUUCUCGACAUGAUGUCAGCUUUGAGUGAGGAUGCUUCACAUGACAUUCGAGUCGCUUACGCUUUCAGGAUGUUUGACUAUGACAACGACGGAUUCAUCGGGCCUGGUGACCUGCAAGCUGCAACAAACGAACUUACGAACGGCGGGCUUGCCGACGACGAAGUCAAGUUGAUUGCCCUCAAGAUAUUGGAGGAAGGGGACAUCGAUGACGACGGGAAACUAUCGCAAUAUGAAUUUCAAAACGUCAUCGAGCGCUCACCGGAUUUCAUGACAAACUUCCACAUUCGGUUUUGAAUUCGGUGCGAAAAUUGUGACCAAUCCAUGAACAUUCCGCAGAUCUUCUCGAUUCGGUAUGCAAGUCUCUUCUCUCACAUUCAGACAUUCACAAAAUGUCUGAAAGUUGUAAUUUGCUGCUUUCAAUGAGGAAGAGCGUGAAACACUGUACUGUACCUAAUCGUGAAUACGGGAAACCAUCCACGACGUAAAACCCUCCAAUAGCUCACCUCGUCAUGUUGAGUAUAGACGCGUGAAAUGUAACACUUCCAGACUGGCGGAG
Messenger RNA from Notodromas monacha, 976 nucleotides. Lineage: Eukaryota; Metazoa; Arthropoda; Ostracoda; Podocopida; Cyprididae. The record is from the annotation of a GenBank genome assembly.